This is a messenger RNA of Podarcis muralis (Common wall lizard), 2594 nucleotides long. RefSeq names its product DMRT like family B with proline rich C-terminal 1 (gene DMRTB1). Gene Ontology annotation, cellular component: nucleus. NCBI's taxonomy places the organism in Eukaryota, Metazoa, Chordata, Lepidosauria, Squamata, Lacertidae. Gene Ontology annotation, biological process: regulation of transcription by RNA polymerase II; germ cell development; sex differentiation. Gene Ontology annotation, molecular function: DNA-binding transcription factor activity, RNA polymerase II-specific; RNA polymerase II cis-regulatory region sequence-specific DNA binding. The record is from RefSeq and is a predicted model, not a curated record.
AUCCACUCUGUUGAAGUCUGCUACAGGAAUUCUACUGUAUUCUGGGGGCUGGCCAAUUGUUUCUUUUCUUUUUGGAGCUGAACUCCUCCCCUUCUGCAGGCCCAGGCUUACUAGCUAUAUUGUAGCUAUUCUCUGCAGCUUCUAAGAGCAGAUUCAGACCUGUUGCCUUGGUGUGGUGGGCCUGCAGAGGGUUGCCUGCCAUGGAGUCUCAAGACGCAGCUGCUCAGUCUCUCCGGGCCCCCAAAUGCUCACGCUGCCGGAACCACGGCUUUGUGGUACCCGUGAAGGGCCACGCAGGCCACUGCCGCUGGAAGCAGUGCCCAUGUGAAAAAUGUGCUCUCAUUACUGAACGCCAGAAGAUCAUGGCUGCGCAGAAGGCCUUGAAGAGGCAGGGACCGGACUCGCCACUCAGGGAAAUGUUGCCACCUGGUCAGCACAGUCCAAGCGAUGAACAGGUGGCAACCACAGGUAGCGGCAGAAAGUGCUCCAGGCUGAAUCUUUCAGAACCCCACAACCAGGGGUCUGUUGUGCAGGAAGGAGCCAAGGGGACUUCUGCAGCAGUUAGCCACUCUAUGAGGACAAGGACUGCCAGAACACCACCCAAACCCAGCUCUCCAACUUUCAUAGACUUAGACCAGCCUCAAGAAUGUACUGUUGUGGGCCCAGAAUCUGUGGACAGGGAGACUCCAAAAGUGUAUCCCGGGUACUCUGGGAUGUACCCUUACCAUCCAUUUUCUGUUGGAUUCACUAUCAACCAAACAGGCUACAGAGGCCCUUCACCUGCCUCUGUCUUGCCCCUGCAAGCAGGUUUCAGGCACUUUCCUAGCAGUCAUGGGCCAGGAGGUGUUGCUUCUAUGCCAAUGCAAGAUGUAGGUGGGGAUUUUUGUCCAGGUUAUUACACUCCAUUGCCACCUUUCAUACCUCAGGGAUUUCUGCCAGGGAUUCACUACAUUCCGCCGCCUCUCCCACUGAAUGUUGUGGCCGAAGCUACAAAGGAAACAUCUGCUACACCUGCAGGUAGCCAGGAUUCUGGAGUGAUAUCUGAACGCAGCCUGCCAUCUUCUCAGGAAGACGCCAGUGGAAAAUGUUCCUCAUAUUCUGAGCACUAAAUGCACCAAAAAGUCAUGUUCAAAUGUUGACUUCAAGUGGUGCCAUUCUGAAAGUGAUGUUUUGUUUUGCGUCACUGACUGGUCACGUCAGUAUUUGGGUUGGUAUUGUUCACAACAUUUGGUCUAUCAGGUGCUAUCCACCCAGGAAUUUCCGCUGCUUGGUGCCUUAGCGCCAAAGUGGAAGUUUAGGAAUCUUCAUAGUCGGUUUCUGACAUGCAGAUGGGCAGGAAGUUAAUGCAGGCUCAACUCAGGAUUAAUGUAAACUGUAGGAGAUCAGAUGUGCUCAAGUACAUGCGAGCCCUAAAUAAAGUUGUGCUUUGUCAUACUUUCACACCACCUCCCAGCCUGUGGUUGUGAAAGUGGAUAUUCUAGCCAUUUCUAGGCUUGCCAGCUUUUGUUAUCUGCUUCUGUCUGAGCCUUCAACAAGAGUUUGCUAUGUAGAUAUUAGCAGGCGAUAAUGAUUAUCUCCAUUGUUUGAAAAGUUUGAUUUACUAAUUCUUCCAUUUCAGGCUGGUAUUAAAACCCCAGAAUCAGGCUAAUUCUUUUUCUGACAAGUUGGCAGCCCUAACUUACGCUUGUGCUGCAGCUGUGUUUUUCUUUCAAAGUUCAGGAGAGGAACUAUAGAGGGAUGGCUCAGACACUUUUUUAUGCUUCAGUGGGUAUUAGAGCUGCAAUACACAUAAUGGGAAGAACCUUCUCCCUAAACAGAAAUGUUUAUAGGGAAAUAACUGUUGAGUUUCAAGGGCCUGCUAAUGAUAACAGACCAUGAAUAGAGUUGUGGUUCAUAUGGCUGAACAGUUGGGAUAAAUUUGGGAUAGUAGAGUUACAGUUACCACUAUGAUUAAGGCCUCAUCUGCACUAUACAUUUAAAGCAGCGUCAUACCACCCUAGACAGUCAGGGCCUUCCCCAAAGAAUCCUGGGAACUGGUCUUUUUGUUUAUGAUGCUGUGAGGGAUUAGAAGACCCCUGUUCUCCUCCCAGAGCUACAAUUCCCAGAGUUCUCAGGGAAGAGAGGUUGGGUGUUAAAAAACUCUGAGAAGUGUUACUCUGGGAGGAGAACAGGGAUCCCCUAGCAACUCUAAGCACCCUUAACAAACAAGUUCCCAGGAUUCUUUGGGGGAAGCUCUGACUGCUUCAAGGCCUUUAAAUAUACAGUGCAGGCAGGGUCUAAGUGUAGCUCUUCAUGCUCAGUGUUUGAAUUGUGUCAUUUAUAUAACUGUUUCAUGUUAAUUAUGGCUUAGUCCAAAACCAGAGACAAGAACUGGGGAAGAGCAAGGAAAAUGUGCACUUGAUGACUCUCUGCUUACUCAGCCUUUACUUUGGGGGAAAAAGAGCACAGUUCUUACCUGAUAGGAAAGGAGGAAGAUUUAUUUUUGUAAUAAAUCAGAAUAAGAAUGAAGAACAGCAUUCCGCUUUAAUGUGUUCCGUUGUAAAAAGACCAGCUACAAAUGUUAGUUUCACUUUCUUUGCUUAAAUCUAUUAAAC